Molecule: messenger RNA, 885 nt
Organism: Mya arenaria
Lineage: Eukaryota; Metazoa; Mollusca; Bivalvia; Myida; Myidae
Product: M-phase inducer phosphatase-like
Exons: 4
Coding region: 1-885 (294 amino acids)
Biological process (GO): protein dephosphorylation; positive regulation of G2/MI transition of meiotic cell cycle; G2/M transition of mitotic cell cycle
Cellular component (GO): nucleus; cytoplasm
Molecular function (GO): protein tyrosine phosphatase activity
Source: RefSeq, a predicted model, not a curated record
AUGCCACCACAGAUUUUGGAUUUCUGUUCCAUGCCACCAUUGGCCUGCCAGUAUGCAGCACAAAACAUGAGAAAAAACGUUUCCGUUUACAACGAUCCGAAAUCAGAGACAACUUUAAUGGGGAAAACAUUCUCCAAGACCUCUAACAAACGUAAGAUUGACACCAUUGACGUUGAUAAUGAUCAGAAAAGACCCCGAACUUCUGAGGUCCUAAUAUCACUUCAAAGCCAUGAUUUCAUCAAAACUUUGAACCACUCUGCUAUGAGUCACGUCAUCCUGGCGGCGGACCGGCAGUCGAUUUACUCUGAUCAUGUGGUAGACGGGUCUAGUUACCAUGGACUCCCGACCGUGACCGGGAAAAACAUGGUUCUUAUGGCCAUUUCGCCAGAAACGAUGUCUGCGGUACUGAAAGGCGACUACGACCAACAUAUUGAUCAUCUGACCGUCAUAGACUGCAGGUACCCGUACGAGUUUGAAGGAGGCCACAUCCGGGGUGCCAUUAAUCUCUACACAAACGACUCAAUCCGUAACUAUCUUAACGAGACAAUGACGUUAUCAGACAAGAAUCACGUGAUCAUCUUUCACUGCGAGUUCUCAUCAGAACGAGUCCCAAAAAUGUACAGCCAUCUUAGAUCACUGAAUCGAGACUUGAACAAUGAUUCAUAUCCACGACUGAAUUUCCCAGAGGUUUACCGUUUGGAAGGCGGAUACAAGGAGUUUUAUCACCAGUUCCAUGGCCAAUGCUUUCCUGAAAGCUACGUUCCGAUGUUGCACCCGGAGCACAUGGACGACUUGCGUCACUUCUGCGGCAGGUCCAAGUCGUGGGCGUGCAGGCGAAAAACACCGUCACAGUUCACGUUUAAGAAAAGAGUGGCAAUUCCCUAA